ACCUCUUCCGGCCUCUCUGGCUGCCUCGGUGGCUGUGCGUCUCUAUGGUUCCGGCGCGGGCUAGGGGCGGCGGCGGCGGCGUUGGUCGGGCGGAGGCCGCAGCAGAGGCGCCAUGGACAGCGGCGGGCGGCCUUCGGCGAUCCAGCUCAUCCUGCUGGGCACCAGCUCGGCCGUGGCCGCCGCCCUGUACUCCGUGUAUCGGCACAAGGCCCAAGCAGCCCGCGAGCUCAAGGGAGCCAAAAAAAUUCACUUGGGUGAAGACUUGAAGAGUAUUCUUAUUGAUGCUCCAGGGAAGUGUGUGCCUUAUGCUGUCAUUGAAGGAGCUGUGCGUUCUGUUAAGGAAACUCUUAACAGCCAAUUUGUAGAAAACUGCAAAGGAGUAAUUCAGAGACUGACCCUCCAGGAGCACAAGAUGGUGUGGAAUCGGACAACCCACCUCUGGAAUGACUGUGAAAAAAUUAUCCACCAGAGAACAAAUACAGUACCCUUUGACCUGGUGCCCCAUGAGGAUGGCACAGGUGUGGCAGUCCGAGUUCUGAAGCCCCUGGACUCUGCUGAUCUAGGCUUAGAGACUGUCUAUGAGAAGUUCCAUCCUACAAUCCAGUCCUUUACUGAUGUGAUUGGCCACUACAUCAGUGGGGAGCGACCCAAAGGCAUCCAGGAGACAGAGGAGAUGCUUAAGGUGGGGGCCACUAUCACUGGUGUUGGGGAACUGGUCCUAGACAACAAUUCCAUCCGCCUGCAGCCUCCCAAACAGGGCCUGCAGUACUACCUGAGCAGUCAGGAUUUUGACACCCUCCUGCAGCGACAAGAAUCUAGUGUCAAGCUCUGGAAGAUCUUGACGGUCAUCUUUGGCUUUGCUACCUGUGCCACUCUCUUCUUCAUCCUUCGGAGGCAGUACCUACAUCGGCGAGAACGGCAGCGCAUGAAGCAGAUGCAGGAGGAAUUCCGGCAGCAUGAAGCCCGGGUCCUGAGGGCAGCCAGUGCUGAGGAGAGAGAGACUUUAAAAAAUGCCUGUGUUGUGUGUCUGAGCAGCACCAAAUCGUGUGUCUUUCUGGAGUGUGGCCAUGUCUGCUCAUGCAGCGAGUGUUACCAGGCCUUGUCUGAGCCAAAGAAGUGUCCCAUUUGCAGACAGGAGAUUGUCCGUGUAGUUCCCUUAUACAACAGCUAACUGUUCAUGGAUUUGGAGUUUAUUAUGGAAAUGGUUCUCCUUUUCAAUGGAUUUUACCAGUCCCUUUGAGAGACAGGGACACUUUGGUGGUAGCUACUUGUAACCAACAGGCAUCAUCAAGGGGUGGGAGGGAGAGAGCAAAAACUUCCCGAUCUGUUAAAUACAGCAGCAAAGAUUGGACACUUUAAGCUUUGAAGGAUUAUGCUUUAAAUCAAAAAGCAGGAGAGCCAAAGGUCCAUCCAAUGGGUGGUUGUAGCAAAACCAACUGUGUUUUUUUCUGCUGUUUUUCAGACAUGGGGUUUCUGGUGUGUGUGGGGUGUUUGUGUUUGUAUGUAUGAAAGAGAAAAGUCACCAGACCCCCUAUACUUCACAACCAGUUCUCUUCUUAACCUGUGUCUUUGAGAUUUUUUUCCCUGUAUUAUUGCAAACAAGUUGGGUGAUCCCCAUUGGUUUAGGAUACAGCCUGGGUUCAGGGACUUAAUUAUCCCAUCAGGAAGAAAGGGAAAACCAGGUAGUAAAUAGGAAUUGAAUUUUUCAAAGCUGCCUCAGGAAAAGCAUAGGUCAAAACAGGAGCUGCCAGCUGGUAUUAGGCCUCAUUAAAAAAAUUUUUUUUUUUUGCUGUCCCACCACUUGUACAUUGUUCAGUGCUUUUCUUCUUAACCAUUACCCUUUGUCUUCGAAUUGAUACUAAGUAUCAGUGGUAUCUGAAGAGUGGUAAGGGCUUUGCAGUUGGGGUUAAGUGACUUGCCCAAGGUCACACAACUAGGAAGUAUCUGAGAUCAUAUUUGAGCCCAGGACCUACCAUUUCCAAUCUGGCUCUCUAUUUACUGAACCCCUUUGUUCAACGCUUUUAACUAAAAUCACUAGGAAAUGAUAUUUUGAUAAGGCUUUCCUUCCUUCUCAUCCCUCUUAGAAACUGUAUAAGGGGAACACAUUUGUACAUAUGUGUAGAAAAGUAAGGAAGUAAAACUCCCCUUGUCUUAUGCUGCACACCUCUAAUAGCUCAACAUUUUGGGAAGUAACUUGAAGGGGACCUUAAGGGAGCUUUUUAAUCACUUAGUGGUGAUAACACAAGUCAGGCUGGAUCUCUCAAUUCCCCUUCACCUUUGCCAUGUCCCCUUUCAGUUGCCUCAGUGCACCCACCGCUUCAACCAUGUUGACUGAAGAAAACUAAUUGAAUGCUGCCCCUAUUUCAGAUGAGGAUAGCAAGUGCUCAGGACUUAAAGGAAAGAAGUGAGGCUGCACCAGCCUCCUGCCUUGGGCAGCUUCUUUGACCAACUGGGAGUAUGGGAGCACCAGAGUCUUACUCUGUCGAUCUUCCCUUUCCCCAAAAUGAGACCAUCCCAUGGAAGUAAUCUCAUUAUCUCUUCUCGGUUUGCUUUCCUCCCUUCUUUGUCCACUGGAAUUCUGUGAGCACCAGAUAGGAUAGGAGGGAAAUCUCCUUUCCCAGCCUUUCAUCAGGAAGCCAAAGGCCGUGUUCAUAGCCUGUCUUUGUGGCUUCUUCCCCUGUGAACAGGGCAGUCAGGGUAACAAACCAAUACCGUGCAUUGUCCUAUUUGGCUUAUGUGCAGAGGACACAAAGUAAAUAUUUUAUGUUGAAACCAAAUGUGAGUCCAUUGCUUUGUGCAAAUUUCCACUGACCUAGCUCUUCUCUCGCCCCACUUUUUAAACCUCAGAAUUAGAGCUACAAUGGGUCCUAGACAUUAUCUGGUCCAACUCCAUUUUAUAGGUGAGGAAAUAAUAGCACUAUAUGGAGUUCUUGGAGGUUUGCAAAGCAUUGCACAGAUAACUCAUUUGAUCCUCACAACCUUGGGAGGUAGGUGCUUUUAUCCCCAUUGUGUAGAUAAGGAAACUGAGGCAGAAGUGAAGGGACUUGUCUAGGGUCAAACAGCCAGAUUUGAACUAGGGCCUCUCUCUCUCCAAGUUCAGGUCCAUCACUAACUGUUUGCCAGCUAUCUGCCCAGGUACCCAGAGGACCAUCAUCAUACAUGUAAAGCUAAAAUGAUCUAGAUCUUGAGGCUAAAUCUGUUUGAGCUGAUAUCUACUGACAGCCCCAGGGCCCUGCAAGAUUCCAAAAGGUCUGCUGACCCGUGCAGUGAAGUGAGGCGAGGUGUGGCCCUAGUGCUUUGUAUAUUAUUUCACUGCAGUGUUUUGAAAGUGGAUCAUCUAUGUCUAGAGGUUUUUAGGGUUGAAUGAGAACAAUGCUGAAUUUGGGGACUGAAUUUGGAUUUAAAUCCUAGCUCUGCUCCAUACUAACAUGGACAAAAUCACUUCCCUUCCUGGGUCUCGGUUUUCUCCUUUGUAAAAUGAAAGGGUUGGACUAGAUCCACAAUUCUCAAAGAGUGUUUCAGGGACCCUAAGGAAUCCCCAAGACCUUUAUAUUUCUAAAUCUAUUUAUCAAUAAUUUCUAUCAAAUGUCAAAAUCAAAAUAUCCAUAUCAAUGUAACUAUCAAUAGAUAUACCACAUGAAAAGCUCCUUAGUUUUUCAGAGUGUAAAAGGGUCCUAAGACCUGAAAGUUUGAGAGCUACGGAUCUAGAUAAUCCCAGAGGUGCCUUUUAGUACUGAAUUAAUUCUAGGAUCCUGUAGUGUGGCUGGGCCCAAUAACGAGUCUGUUUAACUAAAACAGCCGGGACCAUUUGAGUUUGUUGUCCAACAAAGUAUAUAGGCCUACUCCAAAUGGGAGUGCCUUCAUGUUCUUUUGCAACAAUAGCCCAUGGUUUAUAAUGCAUAGUAACCGAACUCCACUUAGAAGUUCUUUCUUGACACCCUUUGGCCAGUUGGCCAAUCUUAAUGUAACUGCGGGGGAUGUAACUGGACACCCUUUUCCCUGUUCUCAGGCUUAAUGCGUUUUCCUAGAACCAAAGAAUGAGACUAGUGGCAUGUCCAAAGGCACCGAUCCUCAAAGACUUCCUGGAGGGAGUCGGGUUUGGAGAUCAGGGUUAGUCUGGUGGAGAGGAGGGAGGGUUGGCCAUCCCAUGGGUGACCUUACUGGCCCUUCAGCAGAACCCUGGGAUUGAGCCAACCCCAAAUCUUGAUUUCCUCUGGGCUCCCUAGCCUGACCUCUCUUCUUGGCCCCCUUGGCUGUUGGCCCUGUUUUUGUUCUCUCGCUGUGGCCCCCUCCCCAGGCCCUGCAGACUGGAUACCAUCGCCUUUUUCACCUCCUGCCAUCCCAGGCACUGUACCUGUUGGUCCUGACUGACUUUUUUUCCCUGUGGGGUAUGGAGCAGGGGGGAGCCUCUUCUGGACUUGUAGGCUUCUGGGUAAGCAAACCAAUUGGGCUUGCUGCAGCCUGUAGGGAAUUGGCAGGCCUUGCCUGUGAGGCCAGGAGGUAUUUUAAGGUCCUUGUGUGCCCGUGUGGCUAGUCUUGGAAAUCAGAUGUGACUUCCCUGAGGCUAGUUGCUCUGCUAGGUGUCAGGAUUGCCUCUUGCCAAAACCCAGGAGGGGAAAACUGUGUUUUCUUUCUAAUUAGAUGGCAUUAACAUCCAUUUUGAAUGCAAUAAAUUUCCAUGUAUUCUACCCUGAA
Molecule: messenger RNA, 4695 nt
Organism: Monodelphis domestica (gray short-tailed opossum)
Lineage: Eukaryota; Metazoa; Chordata; Mammalia; Didelphimorphia; Didelphidae
Gene: MUL1
Product: mitochondrial E3 ubiquitin protein ligase 1
Biological process (GO): protein ubiquitination; organelle organization
Cellular component (GO): mitochondrion
Molecular function (GO): ubiquitin-protein transferase activity
Source: RefSeq, a predicted model, not a curated record